AUGAACUUCGGUGAUUUCAUCCCCUUUCUUGAAAAGCUUACAAACAGAAGAUGUAGAGAUGUGUAUUACUAUCCACAUGAAGUAAGGAGUGAAGAUGAAAUUUUGGUUACUAUUGAUGAUGUCGACUCCAUUUUAGAAGAUGGUCUGAAAGCUCAACAUGUAGAGGACGAUGAAGUUAUAUCUCUCAAAAGAAAUUUCAAUGAUCCAUUGCUCAACAAACUUUGUCCAAUACAGAAUGAUGACUUGGUUGAAGAAGAUCAUAAUGCAAUACGACCUAUCUACCCAAGACAUGAUCAUACUCAAGAAUGGAAUCAGAUGAAGCCUCGAUUAGGUAUGAAAUACUCUACUAUUGCUAAACUUAAAUACUCUCUUAGUUGCUAUGUAGUAGCAAAUGGUUAUGAUCUGUGGUAUAAAAAGAAUGACAAGACUAGGUUGCUAGUUACGUGUUGUAAAGGAAAGAAUCCUACAUGCCCUUUUUGUUUGUAUGCUUCCUGGAUGAAAGAGGAACACACUUUUCAGAUUAAGUCUCUUAUAACAGAGCACAACUAUUCUAGGGCAUUCAAACUUGGUUCAAUUGUAACAUAUAAGUGGAUAGGAAAAGAAUUUGUGAAUGAUGUUUUGGAGAUUCCUAAACUAAGUUUGAGGAAAAUGAAAGCCUUGGUAUCUACGAGAUACAACAUUAAUGUGAGUGUUGGGCAGUGUUGGAAUGCAAAAAAGUUAGCAUUAUCUAAAGUUGAGAGAUGUUUGAAAGAACAAUAUGCCAAAUUGUGGGAUUAUGCAACUAAAAUCAGAAGAGCUAAUCUAGGUUCACAUGUUGAGGUGUUCUUGGAGCCACAACCUGAUAAUACUGUGGUGUUUGAUAGGUUUUAUGUUAUCUUUAAAGGUGUUGUAGAUGUGUGGUUAGAUGGAUGCAGAAAGGUAAUUGGGGUUGAUGGUUGCUUUCUUAAGGGUGUUUGUAGAGGGGAGCUCCUAUCAGCAGUGGGUAGAGAUGCUAAUAAUAACAUCUAUCCCUUAGCUUGGGCAGUAGUCAAUGUUGAGAACAAAAUGACAUGGAAAUGGUUUUUGGAAAACCUGAUGGAAGACAUUGGAGGAGGGGGGUGGAGGAAUGGUCAUGGCAUUACAAUCCUCUCAGAUGGCCACAAGGGAUUAUUUGAAGCUUUGAAGGAAAGACUUCCUAAUGUGGAGCAUAGAUUAUGUGCUAGACACAUUCUAGCUGAUUUCCACAAAAAAUUUAAAGGAGAACAAUACUUUAAACCAUCUUGGAGGGCUGUGAAUGCAAUAACUAUACCUAAGUUUGAAGCAACAAUGAAUGAGAUUAAGUCCUUAGAAAGUAGGGCUUAUGACUAUCUCAUAGAAAGGGAUUCAAGGUGUUGGUCAAAGGCUUUUUUUAGAGAGGGUAUAGAUUUUGAUGCAGUAGAGAACGGAGUUUCUGAAAGUUUCAAUUCUAUUGUACUUGAUGCUAGAAGGAAACCAUUGAUAACAAUGUUGGAGGACAUAAGAUGUUGGGCAAUGCAGAGGUUAUGGAUGCAGAAGCAAAAUGGUUUGAGUUGGGAUUUGGACAUAUGCCCAAGUAUUAGAAGGGAAAUAGAGGAUUUGAAAGAAUUAUUUUGGGUACCUUAUGUGAGUGGCUACAAAGAAUUUGAAGUGUUCAAAGGAAAUGAGAGGUAUGCUAUUGAUCUGAAUCAGAGGGCAUGUGGAUGCAGAAGCUGGCAACUCACAGGCAUUCCAUGUGUACAUGCCAUAUCAACAAUUUUAUCAUUGAACCUAGAUGUGGAGGCUUUUGUAUCCAACUCCUAUCCUAAAGUCUCUUUCCUUAAUAGGUAUGAGUAUAAAAUCCAUCCACUCAAUGAUAGUUGUGAGUGGCCACAUGUUGAAGGACUGCAUUCUAUUUUGCCUCCAUUAAAGAGGAGGUUACCUGGCAGGCCAUAUGUCAAAGGGAAAAGAGAUCAGGCAGAAAGAGAGCUAAGUAGGCACACAAGGCAUACUGUGUCAAGGGUAGACAUUCCUCUAAGAUGUACCAUUUGCCACCAAACUAGCCACACCAAAGCCACAUGCCUAAGUAAGCCAACUCCAGCUCCAACCACAGCAUGUCCAUGUCAUUCAACUCCAGAUUCAAGCACAUCAGGGCCAUGUCAUGUGAAGAAGGCUCCUGUGAAAAAGGUGUCGGAUAAGUUUUGA
Messenger RNA from Lactuca saligna, 2178 nucleotides. The record is from the annotation of a GenBank genome assembly. NCBI's taxonomy places the organism in Eukaryota, Viridiplantae, Streptophyta, Magnoliopsida, Asterales, Asteraceae.